AUGGAGAAAGUGAAGAUCACAAGUCUUAGAGGAUGGGCUAAAAUGUUAGGCGCAGUUAUCUGCAUUACUGGUUCGCUGGUUUUCACCUUCUGGAAAGGAGGAUAUCUGUUCCAAAGUAUUGAGAGCAGGCCAUUGAUAAACAUUAAUAGCACCAAAGGUUCUGCUGGUGAGUACAGGCAUGCUAAAGAAAACUGGAUCAAGGGUUCUGCACUUAUUCUUACAAGCAAUAUUGCAGGGAGUGCGUCGCUAAUUCUCCAGGCUGUGGUUCACAAAGUCUAUCCAGCUCGUUUAUCGCUGAACACUUUGAUUUGCUUCUUCGCAUCAAUCCAAUCUUCUUUCCUUGCACUGUUUUGUGAAAGAAAUCCCGCAAUGUGGAAGUUGGAGUGGAAUGUGCAGCUCGUGACCAUUAUAUACUGUGGAGUAGUGAUCGCAGCAUUAGUCUACUACCUGCAAACAUGGUGUAUUAGUCACAACGGACCAGUUUUCGCAGCAAUGUUUACUCCACUACAAGUUGUCUUCGUCGGAAUAUUCUCAGCAAUUGCUUUUGCAGAAAGAAUUCAUUUGGGAAGCAUGAUAGGAACAGGUCUUAUUGUUCUUGGCCUUUACUGUGUACUGUGGGGCAAAAGGCAGGACGAAAAUGCUGCUAAGCAGCCUGAUGAAGGAAAAGGCAUCGGCGAUAAUAGAACAUUGGAGAUUUCUAUGGAUGACUACGCGUUAGCGAAUCCUGACCCAAGCGAAAGGAAGUGA
Dovyalis caffra is the source of this 747-nucleotide messenger RNA. The record is from the annotation of a GenBank genome assembly. Lineage: Eukaryota; Viridiplantae; Streptophyta; Magnoliopsida; Malpighiales; Salicaceae.